UCUUUUUCUCAUUUCAUAUUCUUUGUAUUUCAGAUGGACCUGUUUAUGAUUCUUCAGCAUGGACAGAGUGUCAAUCGGAUCAAGAGGCGCCACUUUACAAUGGAGGAAUUCUAGUGAAUAAAUUGCCUGAAUAUAAACCGGUUAAAGAUAUCAAUGGAGAUAUGGUUAACUCACCUACUUUUACCUUGCAAAAUCUAUCUCCAGGCUCAUUUUAUUCCUUCUCCAGUUGGGUGAGAGUGAAAAAUGUAGAUUCUGCUCUAAUAUCAGCUACAAUCAAAGUAGAGAACACAUAUGCAAAAUGUAUAGGAAGUGUUAUAGCCAAGAAAGGAUGUUGGUCUUUUCUCAAAGGUGGUUUCCGUUGGGAUUCACCUUCCACCUCUUCUCAGAUGGAUUUUCAGAAUUCGGAUCAGACUAGAAAGAAUGUGGAGAUAGAGCUUAUUAGCUAUUCAUUACAGCCAUUCACGGAGAAGCAAUGGAGAAAAGUUCAAUUUGAAGGGAUAAACACGGAAAGGAAGCGUGCCGUUACUGUCCAUGUUGUAGAUGAAAAUGGAUUUAGAUUGCCAGGUGCAGCAGUAAAUGUAAAGCAAAUUUCAACAGAAUUUCCAUUUGGAUGUGCAGUAUCAAAAACAAUUCUUGGAAAUUUGCCUUAUCAGGAAUGGUUCGCUAAGCGAUUCAAAGCAACAGUUUUUGAAAAUGAGCUCAAGUGGUAUAAGACAGAGCCACAACCUGGUCAAUUCAACUAUACCUUAGUAGAUCAAAUGAUGGAAUUCGUUCGUAAGAACAAACUUAUAGCUAGAGGACACAACAUGUUCUGGGAUGACCCUGUCUAUAUACAAGAUUGGCUUGAAAACAUGACCGCUCCUCAGCUGAAACGAGCGAUGAAAUCCAGGAUCAAAAGUGUGAUAAGUAAAUACAGGAAUGAGUUUGUACAUUGGGAUGUAAACAAUGAACUUCUGCAUUUCAAUUUUUAUGAGGGAAAGCUUGGACCUAAUGCUACCUUAGAUAUGUUCAAGAAAGUGCACCGUGAAGAUCCACUGGCGACCUUGUUUCUCAACGAGUACAACGUUGUUGAACGUUGUGACUCGAAAGCUAGUGUAGACAGGUACAUUGAAAAGUACAAGGAACUAAAGAACGGCGGGGUGACUGUAGCUGGAAUUGGUCUAGAGAGUCAUUUUGCUAUACCUAAUCCUCCUUUUAUGAGAGCUGUUCUUGAUAAAUUGGCGACGCUAAAGCUUCCUAUUUGGCUAACAGAAGUGGACGUAAGCAAAAUGUAUGGACUCGAAGAACAAGCGAUGUACUUGGAACAAAUUUUAAGAGAGGGAUUCUCGCAUCCAAGUGUAAAUGGGAUCAUGCUUUGGACAUCACGUAGCGUAGGAGGAUGUUAUCAGACGUGCCUUACCGAUGAAAAAUUCCAGAACCUUCCGACAGGCGAUGUUGUUGACAAGUUGCUAUUGAAAGAAUGGCAAACUAAGAAGAAACAUGGCAAAACAGAUGAGUUUGGUUCCUACAGUUUCAGAGGUUUCUUAGGUGAAUACAAGGUUUCUGUUGUUUACAAUCACAAAGUCAUUAAUUCUUACUUCUCACUUGGCCGUGGUGUUGAGACUAAGCACAUUACAGUUCAAAUUUAACCAAAAACUACUCAAUAUAUAUAUAUAUAAUGUAACUUUUAAUAAACUG
Messenger RNA from Nicotiana attenuata, 1677 nucleotides. Its product is annotated as anti-sigma-I factor RsgI6-like. The coding region runs from base 162 to 1628 and encodes 488 amino acids. The record is from RefSeq and is a predicted model, not a curated record. Gene Ontology annotation, biological process: carbohydrate metabolic process. The transcript is spliced from 6 exons. Gene Ontology annotation, molecular function: hydrolase activity, hydrolyzing O-glycosyl compounds. Lineage: Eukaryota; Viridiplantae; Streptophyta; Magnoliopsida; Solanales; Solanaceae.